AAAAUAAAAAAUAUAUAAACAUUAAAUUUUGGAAACAAAGGGAGUAUGUACAUGGAAUAUUAUCCUGUCUACAUACAGACAAAACAAACUGCUGCAUGACAUAAGGCCUUAAACAUAAAGUCCCAAAAAUCUGACAAUUCACCACAUACUUUUGUUUACCUAUAUAUAGCUUUGUUGUUUUCAGCAUCCAAAAACUGAUAAAGGUUAUUCUUUUUCUAAGCCCUUUUAGCACCAUUUUGCCUAUUUCUGGUCUGAAUUUUUCUGUUUUUUGGUGAGAAAAUGGCAACAGAUAUGGAGGUGGGAGUUAAUGGGUGUUGCAAAAAAGGACCUGGUUAUGCUUCUCCACUUGCUGCUAUGUCUGGUCCUAAAGAAUCUUUAAUUUAUGUCACCUGCAUUUAUGCUGGAACAGGAAGGGGAAAACCUGACUACUUGGCUACCGUAGAUGUUGAUCCUAAUUCACCAUCUUAUUCGAAAGUAAUCCAUAGGCUGCCAAUGCCUUAUGAGGGCGAUGAACUACAUCACUCUGGAUGGAAUUCUUGCAGUUCUUGUUAUGAAGAUCCAUCAGCUGCUCGACGAUAUCUCGUCCUGCCUUCACUAAUAUCAGGACGCAUUUAUGCAGUUGAUACACAAAAGGAUCCGAGAGCUCCCAGUUUGUAUAAAGUUGUUCAGCCAGAUGAUGUCAUUCAGAAGACGGGAUUAGCAUUCCCUCACACUGCUCACUGCCUUGCUUCUGGGGAGAUAAUGGUGUCAUGUCUCGGAGAUAAAGAUGGAAAUGCCGAGGGGAAUGGAUUUCUUCUUCUUGAUUCAGACUUUAACGUGAAAGGAAGGUGGGAGAAGCCAGGGCAUAGUCCCUUCUUUGGUUACGACUUUUGGUACCAGCCUCGACAUAACACCAUGAUCAGUUCCACCUGGGGAGCUCCAUCUGCUUUCACCAAAGGUUUCAACCUCGAGCAUGUUACUAAUGGGCUUUAUGGUCAGCAUUUGCAUGUCUACACAUGGCCUGGUGGUGAAAUAAAACAGACGCUGGAUCUUGGGAACACCGGGCUCCUUCCUCUAGAGGUAAGGUUCUUGCAUAAUCCAGCUGAAGCAAUUGGGUAUGUGGGAUGUGCUUUGACCAGUAACAUGGUGCGUUUUUUCAAGAAUCCAGAUGGCUCUUGGGGACAUGAGGUAGCUAUCUCAGUUAAACCAGUGAAAGUGCAGAACUGGAUUCUUCCUGAAAUGCCUGGUCUUAUUACCGAUUUUCUGAUCUCUCUUGACGAUCGUUUUCUAUACCUGGCAAACUGGCUACACGGUGACAUCAGACAGUACAACAUCGAGGACCCUGCCAAUCCUAAGCUGACUGGCCAAGUGUUUGUUGGAGGCGUGUUUCAAAAAGGGAACGCUGUACUCGCUGAGGCUGAAGAUGGUUCAACAUACCAAGUCGAUGUCCCAGAAAUCCAGGGACAUCAAUUGAGAGGGGGACCUCAGAUGAUACAACUGAGUCUAGAUGGGAAACGUUUGUACGCUACAAACUCACUUUUCAGUACAUGGGACCGUCAAUUCUACCCCGAGUUAAUAGAGAAAGGAGGUCACAUGUUACAAAUUGACGUCGACACAGAGAAAGGUGGCCUUGCUGUCAACCCGAACUUUUUCGUUGAUUUCGGAGCAGAACCUGAUGGUCCAUCCUUGGCUCAUGAAAUGAGGUAUCCUGGUGGUGACUGCACUUCUGAUAUUUGGAUAUGAAUGGCUAAAAAUCUCAUACAAGAAUAAAGUAUGGUGCCUUUGGUCCCAUGAUGUUGCAUUGCCUAUUAUAUAAAGUUUUAAAACUCUACA
Molecule: messenger RNA, 1812 nt
Organism: Capsicum annuum
Lineage: Eukaryota; Viridiplantae; Streptophyta; Magnoliopsida; Solanales; Solanaceae
Product: selenium-binding protein 1
Exons: 7
Coding region: 280-1722 (480 amino acids)
Molecular function (GO): selenium binding
Source: RefSeq, a predicted model, not a curated record